Molecule: messenger RNA, 1716 nt
Organism: Besnoitia besnoiti
Lineage: Eukaryota; Apicomplexa; Conoidasida; Eucoccidiorida; Sarcocystidae
Exons: 4
Coding region: 1-1716 (571 amino acids)
Biological process (GO): cilium assembly
Cellular component (GO): axoneme; ciliary basal body
Source: RefSeq, a predicted model, not a curated record
AUGAGGCGUGUUGCUUCUCCCGUCUGUCCAGAGGCUAUCGGUGAUGGCGCGACUCAGCUGCCUCAAAACGACGUAGUCGAAAUCGUCGGCAUCCCUUCACGCCGGGGUUCCACAUCUUGCAACCUGGCGCCAAUUCUUUCACGGGGAGGCAGCCACAGCAGCACGAAGGAAGGUGUCGAGCGGGAACGGACGAGUCCAAGUCAGGAGGAGAGCGCGUGCCAAGAGCAGCCAGAGGCAGCAGAGGCUGAGGGCGUGGGUGGCGAGUGCGGCGAUGGAGGCGGUGUCGACCUCGAAACUGAAAACCGCGACCGGGGGGAAGAGCAGAAGCCGGGGCCCUCACCCGACGCGGCCGACCCCCUGAAAUCGCUUCUUUGCAUGUCCGUGGAGAACACACCUUCAAACACUGAGAAGGCUGCUGCUGAAUUGGUGCCUCCCACACCCCAGCAGCAACAUCCCUUGAGUUCAGCACCAAGCCGAUCCGAAGUGAAAUGCAUCGGUGCCGGGGGUUCCCUACCGCAGGUCGUGGAGAGCGCUGCAGCGACGCAAAGGAGCGCCUGUUCUGGCGCCGAUUCCCAGCGCCAAGGCGCCAAUCAAUGUGCUUCAGCAGAAGCCUGUGGCCCCCAGCCGGCGUUAAACCUGUUAACGGCGCGCGGCGGCAUUUCGGAAGCCGGGUCAGUACAGAAUACCAUUAGAGAUUCAAGCGAACCUAGUUCCGAAGCGCCGGAAGGGGCAAUCUGGGUGGCUGCAGAGCUCGAAAGACUAGAUAACGAGUAUGAGCAGAUGUCAGUUGAAGCCGACAGCCUGCGUGACGAAUUGAAACGUGUGAAAGAAGAAAACAGUCGAGUGGAAAAGAAGCUGGCCAUGAAAUUCUCAACCACAGGCGACUUCCCGGUAUAUAGAGCGCAGACUGGGGAUCCACGGCUGACAACUGCGCAGUAUUUUGCCACUCUUCGUGCCCUGGAAGCUACCGAAGAGGAGAAGAAACUCACCGCCGAGUUAGCUGCGAAGAAAGCCGAUCAGGAGAACAGGCUUCUCAAGACACAUGGCGAGAAAGUUGAAGAAUGCAGAGCGGCGUUCAGGUCUUUUCUGCGGAAGGUCGCCAAGAAUUCGCAGAUGGCGCGCAGUGGGAAACCGAUUCCGGAAGCCAUCCUCGGGCAACUCAUGCGGUUGGAAGAAGAGAAGACCUCAACGCUACAGGAGGCGAGAGUCGAGUGUGCCAAGCUCAAACACCAGCUGGAUUUGCUUCACAAGCUGGUUUCAGAAAACGACAUGCAAGAACAGUUCCAUGUCAUGGACUUUGAGCAACUGAAGAUCGAAAACCAGGCUCUCAACGAAAAAAUCGUGGAGCGGAACGAAGAAAUUAAGAAACUCAGGUCCAUAAUAGUGUCCUCUGUUCAGUUUAUCACCCACUGGAAGGAGAAAAUUCACUUUCUGGAUCACGAGAAUGCCCGGUCGACGGAGGAACUCGCGCACUUAGAUGCCGAACUGGCAAACCAGCGGCAUCUCAUCACGAAAUCCAAACGGGAGCGCGACGAGUACCGCGCCGAGAACGGCAAGCUACGGCAGCAGACGGAUAUAAUUAAUUCUGAUAUCCUGGCGCUCGACUGGGAAACCCGCCAGCAACGCAAGCAGGAGCUCAAACUAGAGGUAGCCUAUACUUUCGUUUCUCAUAUUCCAUUCCGCCACAUGUGUGUGCAGAACUCUGCAGUCCUAUGA